CCGGUAAUGUCGGAAGAACCUUUGUCUCUUCCAAGGCCGCUCUGGCCUCGGAGGCUGCGGCGACGCUCUCGACAACUCGGAGGUCUCCCAACGCUCCAUUGACAAUGCCGAGGGAGGAAGGGGGCUGGAACGUUGGGCGGAAGUGACGUAUCCCCGACCGUCGCCUGGGUGGGCGGAAUAGAUUCCGGUUCCGGUCUAAGAGCCUGGAGGAAGAAAGCAAGGGAGGGGGAGUCUGGUGGGGUCUCCCCCUCUUCAUCGAGGCUCCUAAGCGGUGGCCAUGGAGUUCCCUGGGGGAAAUGAGAAUUACCUGGCUAUCACUGGGACGACCCACCCUUUCUUGUCAGGGGCUGAGACCUUCCACACGCCAAGUCUGGGGGACGAAGAGUUUGAGAUUCCACCCAUCGCGCUGGACGCCGACCCCUCCUUGGCUGUUUCUGAUGUGGUUGGGCACUUUGAGGACCUGGGUGACCCCGUGACUGCCCCAGAUGCCACUUUCUCAGCCCAGUAUGGGGUUCAGGCCCUUGACAUACCUGUGGGCAUUAGCCAUGGUCUUAUGGAGCAAGGGGGCGGGCUGCUGAGUGGUGGGCUAGCCAUGGAUUUGGAUCACCCCAUGGGGACUCAGUACAGCGCCAACCCACCCGUCACCAUUGACGUGCCUAUGACGGACAUCAGCACUGGCCUCAUGGGGCAUGGGCAGCUGACCACCAUCGACCAGUCAGAGCUGAGCUCUCAGCUGGGGCUCAGCCUGGGAGGAAGCUCUAUCCUGCCUCCCGCAGCCCAGUCCCCUGAGGAGCGGCUGACACCCACCCCCUCACCCACCAAUUCUGUGCACGAGGAAGAGACAGAAGAAAUCAGGCGGCAAGUUUCUGUCGCCAAACCAACCCCACCUGCUUCAGCAGCCCCAGCACCCGUUGCAGCGCCGGCAGCCGUGCUGGACAUGGGGAAGAAGCAGAAACCAGCCAAGAAGCAGAAGAAAAAGAAGGAUCCCAAUGAGCCCCAGAAGCCCGUCUCUGCCUAUGCCCUCUUCUUUCGGGACACCCAGGCAGCAAUUAAGGGGCAGAACCCUAAAGCCACCUUUGGGGAGGUCUCCAAGAUUGUCGCCUCUAUGUGGGACAGCUUGGGAGAAGAGCAGAAGCAAGUGUACAAGCGGAAAACGGAGGCCGCCAAGAAAGAAUAUUUGAAAGCGCUAGCAGCCUAUCGGGACAACCAGGAGUGCCAAACCACGGUCGAGACGGUGGAACUGGACCCAAUCUCCUCUCCUUCUGAGCAGCCGGCCCCCGCUGUGGAAUCGGCUUCCCCCCCGGCCCCGAUGCCGCCCACCCCUCCGGCCCUCGAGAGUCCGCCUCCCCCUCCUCCUCCGGCUAUUGUCCCCACCCAGCCCACAGUGGUGGUGACCUCCAGCGCCGGCCCCCAGUCGGCCGGCCAAACCAGCAUCACAAAGAUCAUCAUCCCCAAGCAGAUGCUGCCAUCCUCGCUGGCUGUCUCGUCGCAAGGAGGGGUGGUGACAGUCAUCCCCGCCACGAUGGUGACCUCGCGGGGGCCGCCUCUGCAGCAGAAGGUGCGCCUCAACCUCCAGCAGCCCCCACCCCCCCUGCAGAUCAAAAUCCUGCCCCCGCCGGCCCUUCAGAUCCAGCCCAUUGCCCUGCGGACGGAAGAUGGCAGUCCCGAAAGGCCUAAUACGGAGCUCCAAGCUUCCCCAGAGCCCAUCGAUGUCGUGCCGGAGGUAGAGUCUCCAACGCAAAUGCACGUCGAACUAGUGUCUGAAUCGCCCAUGGCCAUGUCGCCCCGCCCUCGCUGCAUCCGUGCCGGCUGUGACAACCCUCCAGUGGCCAACAGUGACUGGGAUAAUGAAUAUUGUAGCAACGAGUGCGUGGUUAAACAUUGCAGGGAUGUGUUCCUAGCUUGGCUGGCCUCCCGCAAUUCCAAUAACAAUGUCGUCUUUGUGAAAUAACCCUCAGUUCAUUACAACAGUGCUGGGGAAGGAAACUACAGUUUUGUGUUCCCAUGCACAUUUUGCCCCAAGGACGACAACCAAAUCAAGGAGGAAAAAAAAAUCGCCAUGCAACUGUGGGGGUGGGAACAAGGUACUGGAUAUCUUCUCAGCUGAAGACCACCAGCAAGAGAAAACCGCAUCCCUUCGGGGCGUGAGGAAACUGUGGGGUGGCACUGCCUUUCCCCCCUCUUUUUUUCUAUACAGUCUCUUUAAUAAUGUUUCUCUUGAUGGAGCAAUUAAAGCUGGAAGAGGGAUA
This is a messenger RNA of Python bivittatus (Burmese python), 2249 nucleotides long. NCBI's taxonomy places the organism in Eukaryota, Metazoa, Chordata, Lepidosauria, Squamata, Pythonidae. The record is from RefSeq and is a predicted model, not a curated record.